AUGCCUUCUAGCUUUUGUCCUGAAAAUCUCGUUAAGAUCCAAAUGCAAGGGAGCAAACUCGAGAAGUUGUGGGAAGGAAUUCAUUCACUUACAGGGCUCAAGGAAAUGGAUUUAUCGGAAUCUAGAAAUCUAAAAGAGAUCCCAGAUCUUUCCAUGGCCACUAGUCUCGAGACACUUAAUCUUGCGUGCUCGAGUUUGGUGGAGCUUCCUUCUUUUAUUCAGCAUCUCAAAACUGAAUAA
Messenger RNA from Microthlaspi erraticum, 240 nucleotides. The record is from the annotation of a GenBank genome assembly. NCBI's taxonomy places the organism in Eukaryota, Viridiplantae, Streptophyta, Magnoliopsida, Brassicales, Brassicaceae.